This is a messenger RNA of Orbilia oligospora ATCC 24927, 1392 nucleotides long. RefSeq lists its product as uncharacterized. Gene Ontology annotation, biological process: Golgi to plasma membrane protein transport. Gene Ontology annotation, cellular component: trans-Golgi network. NCBI's taxonomy places the organism in Eukaryota, Fungi, Ascomycota, Orbiliomycetes, Orbiliales, Orbiliaceae. The transcript is spliced from 3 exons. The record is from RefSeq and is a predicted model, not a curated record. Bases 1 to 1392 code for a protein of 463 amino acids.
AUGGCGACGGCGGUCGGAGGCAUCGCUACCAUCCAUCCUGGCAAGGGCCUCGGCAUCCUCAGCCUCGGGUCCUCGCUCUUCGAUGUCUUGUCCAAACUCCGCUCCAAUCCUCUCGUUUAUCCAUCUAUGAACAUCACAUAUGAUGCCUCCAAUCCUCUAGCUUCGACAAUCGCCGUAUCAUUAGACACAAAUGGAAUAAGGCUGAGAUUUGAUGGCUCAGACCAAAGACUGCGACUCAUAGAGAUCUUAGACUUUCAUAAGUCAAGACUGUCUUACAAUGGUGGUGAGCUCGUUCGCGCCGAUGGGAACCCUCCGAGCUUCCGGUCCAUCUACCACAAGCUCUUCGGACCUACGUUUCCCGGUGAAUAUCUCCCGGACCAGGAAACAUAUGUCCUAUCGUACCCCGGUGUCGCCUUCUCAUUUCCAAUUGAACGGUACAAAUGGGACGAUAAGGUCGACUUUGUAUCCCUCCUAUCCUCCUCGAACGCUUCACCCGCAGUCAGUAUGGCUAUCUAUGCCGGUUCCUCCUGGGCCGAAGCACGUAACGAGUUGUUCACCCGCCAGGUAACCACUCCCAGGUCGCCGCUGGUGAAUGCCAAUUCUGCCAGGUUAUCCACCGCCAACGAUGAAAUUGAGUUGGUCAGGAUCCAUUCCGAGUCGAGGAUUGAGCUUGUACGAAGACAUAAUAACCCCUUCUUCAUCACGUUGAACUCGACCACCGCCCAGGAUUUGCUCGCCGAGCUAGGGCCGCCGAGUUCCAUCUACAGGAAGAAUGACCACAGACUAUCAAUUCACAGGACCUCUUCAGGUGUAGGGCAAAGGACGGAGCAUCAUUACACCUCGGACUAUACCGAUGAUACGUCGGAAGACCAGCAGACAGAUGGUGACGAGGAGGAGGACGACGAUGGGACGGAUGCUCGGGGUGUAUCUGCUUCCUCGGAUUACUUUUAUAACUACUUUAAUCACGGUUUCGAUGUUUUCAUCUCCACGUCCUCCUCUUCCUCUCCCGCUACAGGCCAUCUUGCCACAAAAUUAAUCUUGCAUGGGAACAUCCCCGGCAGCUAUGACUUCCAAAGAUACAGACGCGCUAGGUGGACAUUAGAAUACCUGGAUACGCCGUCUUAUAAAGACCCGCUGACCAGUGAAAUGUUGUUCGAUGAUAUCGCGGGGAGGUUGAGGGAGAAAUGGGGUGUCGCACCAAAACCUAUGCUACUUGACCGAGCAAGCGAUAGUCCUAGUAGUAGUAUCGAGUUGCUUGGUGGCUUCGAAGAUGGAGAUUCACAACUUAGGAGUAACGGGGACACUUUCAGCAAUACAGAGCUCUACGGUUUCCCGAAUUUGAUAUUCGAAGUUUUAAAGAACCGGGCCGUAUGUACUUUGACGGUCUUUUGA